Soboliphyme baturini is the source of this 426-nucleotide messenger RNA. The record is from the annotation of a GenBank genome assembly. Lineage: Eukaryota; Metazoa; Nematoda; Enoplea; Dioctophymatida; Soboliphymatidae.
AUGUUGACGGUUCAAAACAUACAGUUCGAUGGAAAGUUGUUUUCUGAUGAAACGUUGCGUCCUAUCAAAUUGGCUCAAGCUUUUCCGACGAUAGAAACGCUGAAGCAGACUUUUUACGGCAUCCCAUUUGAGGAUAUCCCUAUCUGCUACAUGAAGUGCAGCAAAAACAACACGCUGAUCACAAUAGCGGACGCCAAGGGAAAACCGAUAUUGUACACAUCGUGUUCGGUAGAAGGCUUCAAAAACUCCGUGAAGGCUAUGAGGAGAGGAAUCAAAACGGUCAGAAUCAUGGUCAAGGGCCUGGGCCCUGGUCGAAUGUCUGCAAUAAAGGGCAUGGCAACCGGUGGAUUGAACAUAGUUUCGAUAACCGAUAAUACGAUUUUGCCAGAGUUGGGCCCUCGGCCGCGAAAGGAGCGGAAAGUUUGA